Molecule: messenger RNA, 1290 nt
Organism: Fusarium mangiferae
Lineage: Eukaryota; Fungi; Ascomycota; Sordariomycetes; Hypocreales; Nectriaceae
Exons: 8
Coding region: 1-1290 (429 amino acids)
Source: RefSeq, a predicted model, not a curated record
AUGCAUCUGCUGCUGUUGCUGGUGACAUGGGCGUGUCUCGUAUGCCAAGUGUUCGGUGAUGAUGUCUCGGACUUCCUAACAAAGAUACCAGACUGCGCUGGGAGCUGUCUUGUCGAGCUUGUAUCAACGUCGACUUGUGGCAUUGAUGUUCAGUGCCUUUGCGCGGAUCCGAAACUCAAGACGCAGGUUUUGAGCUGUGUUCAGAAGAAAUGCCUCCCGCGAGACGCAUUAGCGACGCUAAAUGUCACCUCAGUUGCUUGUGAUUUUCCAGUACGAGACAGACACGCUCAAUUCGAUAUUUUGGCCAUAACAUUGAUUACGAUCACGGCGAUUGUGGUUGGCCUCCGGCUUUGGCAGAAGCUGCGAUACGAGAGAAAGUUCAGGCUGGAUGAUUAUCUCGUCGUAGCGGUCUUUCUACUCGAUUUGGGCAACACCAUUGUUUGUGUUCACGGUCUUUCGGGCAAUGGUCUCGGGAGAGAUGCAUGGCUUUUCAACCCAGAUACGAUCAACAGCUAUCUCUGCUACCUCUACGUUGGCCAAACCCUCUACGCUUCCGACGUCUUCCUGACCAAGAUAUGCGUCGCUCUCUUCUAUCUUCGAAUCUUCCCCGUCGUAUCCGUCCAACGUCUCAUAUGGGGUACCAUCGUUUUUUCGGCUCUAGGCAUGGUCAUCUUUGACAUCCUUGCCAUUGCACAAUGUCAGCCGAUCAGUUUCUACUGGACAGGAUGGGAUAAGUUACACGAGGGACAUUGUCUUGGAGUUCAGCCAUUGGCUUGGGCCAUUGCAGCCGUCGGUAUUAUACUGGAUGUUUGGAUGUUGGCCAUUCCUAUCUGGCAGCUGGUGCAAUUGCAAAUGAAGUGGCAAAGGAAGCUCGCUGUAGCUAUCAUGUUUACGGUCGGUACUUUUGUCACCAUCGUCAGUAUCCUUCGACUGCGGUACUUGGUUGCUUUCGGAAACUCUCAGAACCCAACCUGGGACAGUUUCGAGACCUGUUACUGGUCAGUCAUUGAGAUCAACGUUGGCCUCUGGUGUGUCUGUCUUCCCGAUCUCCGAAUGCUUAUCCUCAAGGCAUUCCCGAGACUUGGAAGUUCUAUCGACUCAGGUCCUAAAAAUCCCCACCAAGGAUCAUCGGCACCAAGGCAGCAGGGCAGAACUGCGAAUUCCUCCCGUCAUACGGAGAGUACCAUUUACAAGGGACAGCCGGUUCAGGCUCAACAGGAAGCUUCGUCGAGCACGGCUGAGCUUGUCGAGAUGACAACCUUUAUGAAUGAUAGUAGGAGUAGAGUUUAG